Molecule: messenger RNA, 957 nt
Organism: Ilyonectria robusta
Lineage: Eukaryota; Fungi; Ascomycota; Sordariomycetes; Hypocreales; Nectriaceae
Exons: 5
Coding region: 1-957 (318 amino acids)
Source: RefSeq, a predicted model, not a curated record
AUGACAUGUUUGGACGCAGGGAGACUGCACCCCGCGCCAGACGGUCCUAGCGACGAAUUUAGACCUGUGGCUAGAAGCCCAGGUCACAACUUCCAUGCGCAAACAUCAUUCAGAAGCCCGGAAAAUCUAGGAGAACACCAUGACCAUGCUCUGUCACAUCCUCCGCCGACUCACUGCGCUCCACAACCCCUUCAUGGCCGUAGAAAUUGGUCCGCGGCGUCUCCAGGAAGAAACAAUGGCAACGGCGUGUUGUUUGACUUGACAGGUGUUGUUUCGCCACCCGAUACAUCGAACAGCACGGCAGAGUAUUCAGAGUUGGCCUCGAGUUUGGACCUUGACCCGGUUUUGCGUCACAUUCCGGAACUUGGAGGGUCUUCGAGCGGAGGUAGUGGCAAUAGCCUCGAAGGAAGUAUCAUUGAGCCAAAUACUGGAAGCGAGUACCACGGUGCCAGCUCCAUUCUAGCGAUAUGCUCAGCGGCUGCAAUUGAAUGGGUUGUUCAACAAACACAUAAUCAACGCUACCCUCGCCUUAGCGAGUCAAUGGCAGCGACAAUUGCCAGUCAACUGAAGUUGAAUAAACGCUUUGACAGAGAGCGAGCGCCAGAACCGAGCUUUGAAGCAGCAUGGAGGUACUAUGAAGCGUAUUUCCAACAGGCUGAGUCGGUGUUUCCUGUCAUCAAUCGCCCUUCUUUCGAAUCACGUCUUCGACAGACUUUUAAUCAAGGUGAGAAAUCAGAUGACGAUCCAGCUUGGUAUGCGUUGCGCCAUAUCAUCUACGCUGCCGGAAAGCGUCAGUUACUCAAUAACGACCCGCAAGAACACACCUUCUCUCACAUCCAGGAACAGUGCUGGCCCUACUUUGAAAAUGCAAUGUCUGUCUAUACGGAGUUACUUUUCGCUGAGGUAUCGAUCAUGGGUGUCCAGGCGUUGAUUGCAAUGGCAAGUCUUGACCCUUGA